AUGGAGUCAAGCUCAGAUCCCAGCUCUCUGAAGCAUUAUCUGAUGGAAGAGUUUGAUCCCAAGCUUUUCUCUGACACAUACUUCUCACAUAAUUCUCAUGAUGAACUUUUUGAAGAAUCAGCUUUAGUACCAUUGAGACUUCUGUACAAUCAGAUGUCUACAGGUUGUAUUAAAGGUGAAACUUUGAUUUACAUGCAAGGGGGCACUCUUAUUUUUACCCUUAUUCCAAUCUCUGAGUUCUUUAAUGACAUCACUGUGUUGGAAGUAAAUGACGUUUGCAAAGAGGAACUGGAGAAAUGGAAAAAUACUCAUGACGACGCCUAUGAUUGGUCUCACACAUUCAAGUUUAUGGCAGAAAUGGAAGGCAAAGGUGAGGAGUGGAAGACAAGACAAGAACAACUUAAAACGACAAUUAAACGAAUUCUGAAAUGUGAUUUCACCAAAGAAAACCUAACUGACCCAGUAACUCUUCCAAAAGUUGACUGUAUAUAUGUUGGUUGUGUGCUGGAAACUAUCUGCAAAGACCGAGAUGAUUAUUUAAGGAGUCUGAAGAAGAUCUCCAUGUGGCUAAAACCAGGUGGUCAUCUGAUAAUAUUAGUUAUGUUAAAUGGUUCAUUUUACACAAUCGGGGAACACCGCUUCCACAUUCUGAAUAUAGAUGAAGAGUUUAUAAGAAAAGCUCUCAGGGACAUAGGGUACGUGGUUGAAACCAUAGAGAUGGUGGAAAGGAAAUCAAACCAUGAGGCUAUAUCUUAUGAACACAUGGCACUUGUAACUGCCGUAAUGCAAUGA
Molecule: messenger RNA, 792 nt
Organism: Bombina bombina (fire-bellied toad)
Lineage: Eukaryota; Metazoa; Chordata; Amphibia; Anura; Bombinatoridae
Product: indolethylamine N-methyltransferase-like
Exons: 3
Coding region: 1-792 (263 amino acids)
Cellular component (GO): cytosol
Molecular function (GO): N-methyltransferase activity
Source: RefSeq, a predicted model, not a curated record